Molecule: messenger RNA, 4932 nt
Organism: Acanthochromis polyacanthus (spiny chromis)
Lineage: Eukaryota; Metazoa; Chordata; Actinopteri; Pomacentridae
Gene: gigyf2
Product: GRB10 interacting GYF protein 2
Exons: 29
Coding region: 154-4092 (1312 amino acids)
Biological process (GO): insulin-like growth factor receptor signaling pathway
Cellular component (GO): vesicle; proximal dendrite; perikaryon
Molecular function (GO): protein binding
Source: RefSeq, a predicted model, not a curated record
AGCAAAUCUUUCUACGGCAUACGGGUUUCUGCGUGCUGUCAUGUGACCCACACUCAGCCAUCUUGUGGAAAACGAAGAGAGAGAGAGAGCCCAGAGAGAGCCACACAACUCAAACCUUGUGCUGUCAGAACAAGCAGAGAACUUCAAGGAAUAAUGGCCGAAACCCAGACACUUAACUUUGGACCAGAAUGGCUCCGUGCCCUGUCUGGAGGGGGUGGCAGCGGUGGUGGUGGAAGCAGCAACGCUGUUGCCUCUCCACCCCUCUCACCUGCAUUGCCAAAAUAUAAACUUGCGGACUAUCGCUACGGGAGAGAAGAAAUGUUAGCACUUUAUGUAAAGGAUAACAAGAUCCCUAUAGACCUUCAUGAUAAGGAGUUCCUGCCCAUAUUGCAAGAGGAGCCCUUGCCACCUCUGGCACUUGUGUCUUUUACAGAGGAAGAACAGAGAAAUUUUUCCAUGUCUGUAAACAGUGCAGCUGUACUUCGGCUGACAGGGCGAGGAGGUGGACCGAUAGCAGGGGCACCAAGAGGCCGAAGUACCUCAAGGGGUAGAGGCCGGGGAAGAGGAGAUGGAGGGUUUUACCAAAGAAGUUUUGAUGAUGUGGAAGGUUUUGGUCGCGGAGGGAGGGAGAUGCAUCGCUCCCAAAGCUGGGAAGAAAGGGGAGAUAGAAGAUUUGAAAAGCCAGGUCGAAAAGACCCAGAUGCUGCUCCAGGACAUUUUCAAAUCAAUCACAUCCGAGGCAACUAUGAGGAUGGUGGGACAGGCUUACCAAGGAAGCACGACUUCACGCGUUCAGAGAGUGAGAACUGGCGUACUUCUCGUGAUGAUCAGAACGAUGGGCCUCGGUCAGCAGGGUGGCGGGAACACCCAGACCAACGUCGCCGUUUCCCAUUUGAUGCAAGAGAAGACGAGCGUGGCUACAGAAGGCCACGGUCAGGCAGUGGCAGCCUGGAGGAUGAGAGGGACAGCCUGCCGGAGUGGUGUCUGGAGGACGCAGACGAGGAAGCGGGCACCUUUGACUCAUCAGGGGCCUUUCUCUCACUCAAGAAAGCCUCAAAGGAGCCUAUUCUGGAAGAGGCUGAGCUUGACUUUAAACCCCUGGAAGAGUGUGAAGAGGGCCUGGAGGAGGAGGACAGCCUGCCCCAGGAGACCAAAGAGACAGAAACAGAGGCCAAAAGAGAAGCUGACCGAAAAGAGUUGGCCAGAGCAUCAGAGGAGGUUCCACCUGUUGCUCCACCUGUUGCUCCACCAGUCUUGGAGCCACAUCCUCCUACUCAGUCCUUGUCCCCAAACCAGCCCAGCAGAACAGAAGAGCCCGAGAGGCCAGCUGAACGGCAGCUACCCCUGGAGCUCCCCCCAGAACCCUGCAAAGUCCCCCUGCAUGUCCCCAUGUCUAAUAGCAUGCUGGAGUCCCUUCCCAUGACCCACAUUUCCACUACCCUUGCAGAAGUAUCUGCUCCGUCACCCACCAUCCAGCUACCACAGCAAAAGCCCAUAGAAGUUCCAGUGGCGAUGAACAAUCCUUUACCCUUCCCCUCAAGCAUAAUGGCACCUAUUGGCAGGCCCACCACUGUGCCACACGACACUGAUGAAGAUGAGGGACUAAAACACUUUGAACAAGAGGCAGAAAAGAUGGUAGCAUACCUACAGGACAGUGGGGUGGAUGAUGACAGACUUGCAGCAAAGACUUCAGAGAAGCCCAAGCCUUCAGGCCUGCCGCUCACACAUGAAGCUGCUCUCAAGUGGUUUUACAAAGACCCCCAGGGGGAGAUCCAGGGUCCAUUUAGUAACCAGGAGAUGACAGAGUGGUUUCAGGCUGGUUACUUCACUGUGUCUUUGUUAGUCAAAAGAGGGUGUGAUGAAAUAUUUCAGCCUCUGGGAGAGAUCAUGAAGAUUUGGGGGAGGGUACCAUUCACUCCAGGCCCUGCACCGCCACCUCUACAGGCAGAUGGUGAUCAAGAGAGGUUGAAGAGGCAGCAGGAGCUCACUGCUCUCAAUCUUUACCAGUUACAGCAGCUCCAGUAUCAGUACCUCCUCAGGCAGCAGUAUGCCCAGGCCCUGGCUCAGCAGAAAGCUGCUGCUCUUAGCUCAGCUCCUCUUCAUCAGCAGCAGCAGCACCAACAGCAGAUUAACCUGCUUCUACAGCAAUACCAGGCUCUUAAGUUAAGAGCAUCUGAGAGUCUCCUACCUCCUGUUACACGAUCCCUGUCUGUACCAGACUCUGGUUCUGUUUGGGAAAUGCAGAACCCAUCCUCUCAGGCUUCUUGCACACCAAACCUCCAACAAGCUGCACCAAGCUCAGCGUGGGAUGGCAGCAGCAGCGUAUGGGAUUUACCUAUAGACUCCAUGGCGCAGGCUCCAACUAUCGAGCAGAUGCAACAGUUAGAGAAGUCCAAGUCUGCAAAGCUGGAGCUGGAAAGGCGUGAAGCAGAAAUGAGAGCAAAACGAGAGGAAGAAGAGAGGAAACGGUUGGAGGAGGCCCUGAGGGCUCGACAGGAGGAGGAACGGAAACGCUUAGAAGAAGAGGAGCUGGCGCGGCAAAAACAGGAGGAGGCACUGAGACGGCAAAGGGAACAAGAAGAGGCACAGCGCCGACAAAAAGAGGAAGAGGAGCGAUUGGCACAGGAGGAAGCUCUUCGAAGAUUAGAGGAGAGGCGGAGGGAAGAAGAGGAGAGAAAGAAACGGGAAGAGUUCCUUCGCAAACAGGAAGAGGAGCGCAGAAAGCAGGAGGAACUUGAGGCAUUGAGGAGGCGUGAGGAGGAGAAGCGAGCAGAGGAAGAGGCAGCAGCUGCAGCAGCAGCAGCCGCUCUGGCCCAACAACAGGAGGAGCAAAAAAGGAGAGAGCAGGAGGCCCAAAGACAGCAGGAGCUGCAGAGACAGAGACAACAGCAACAAGAGGCACUCAGGAGACUGCAGCAACAACAGCAGCAGCAACAGCAGCUUGCACAAAUGAAGCUUCCAUCCUCUUCAAAGUGGGGCCAGCAGUCAGCCAACACUAUAAACCAGACCCAGAACGCCCUGUCAUUGGCUGAGAUCCAGAAACUAGAAGAGGAGAGAGAACGUCAGGCUCGGGAGGAGCAGCGACGUCAGCAGCAAGAGAUCCUUAAACUACAGCAGCAGCAGGCCUUGCAACAGGCUCAGCAGCCCAAUGCCAAGUUGUCUGGUUGGGGUAAUGUGGCCAAACAGCCAGUGGUUACUAAGUCUUUGCUGGAGAUUCAGAGGGAGGAGGCCCAACAGAUGAAACAGCGGAAGGACCAACAGCAGCAUCAGCAGCAACAACAACCGCAGCACCACCCCAUCGUCACCCAACAGACCCGCACUCAAAGCAGAACUACAUCCCUGAGUAACUCAGUGUGGGGAUCUGUCAACACCAGCGCCUGCACUAACUGGGGCUCAGACCCCAGCAGUAUCUGGGGUGACACCCACAACUCAAACAUGGGCUUCUGGGAUGAGGCUGUGAAGGAGGCUGUCCAGCAGCCUCCCCCAACCAGAAAAGGAAACGCACAGAAGAACAAUAGGGGCAACGCCAAUCUCAGUAACUCUUUGAGUGGGCGAGCCAAUAAGAAGGUAGAAGAAGAGGAGAAGCUGCUAAAGUUGUUCCAAGGGGUCAACAAGAGCCAGCAGGACACUUUCAUGCAAUGGUGUGAACAAACCCUGCACACUCUCAACACAGCCAACAAUUUGGAUGUUCCUACGUUUGCAUCCUUCUUAAAAGAAGUGGACUCUCCAUACGAGGUACAUGACUACGUCAGGGCCUACCUGGGGGACACUCCCGAGGCCAAGGACUUUGCCAAGCAGUUCCUGGAACGUCGUGCCAAACAGAACGCUAACCAACAGAAACAGGCACCGCAGAACCAACAGCAAACCCUUAAGCAGCAGCAGGAUUCUGUAUGGGGCGGAACAGGAUCCUCAUCCCUCUACCAGUCCAACCAUACGAGUGUCCAGCAGCAGCGCUUUGAGACAGUCACCUCAGGGAAGAAGAAAAAGAAGCAGAAGAUGGUCCCGGCAGACCCCAGCCUUCUAGGUUUUUCUGUGAAUGCGUCAUCUGAAAGAUUGAAUAUGGGAGAGAUUGAGACUUUGGAGGACUUUUAAGGGACUGCAGCCAAGCAAACCCCACUGACUUUAUCCAGUUUGAACAACAGCUGUUACCCAAACCCCUGCCCCCCCGACUGCUUCCAGGACUUUCACCUUUUUUUUUUUUUCAGUUUCCCAUCAAUGACGCAUACUCUGCUAAUUCCUCAUCAAUUCCAAAUUGUGAGCAAACUGUGACCUCUGAGGCAGGGUGUGUUUUUCUGUUGCAAACGGGCCUGUAGUCUGAUUAAAAUCCUCCAAAGAGAUGGUCUUGAGCAAACUGGUGAGUGAAACAUCCAACUAGCCGAGCGAGAAAUGAACUCAAGUUUCUGGAGAAAGUCUGCAGAGCUGUCGAUGUCUCCUCGGCAUCAGCUGCUCCAUCCUAAAUUCUACCAUGUUGUACAAACUCACGGUAACAGAUUUCAAAUUUGGCCUCCUUUGUAUGUGAUUAUUUUUGUUUUAUUUUGAUUAUUAUUAUUUUUUUACAAAUUGUGGAUAUAUGGAUGGGGUAGUAUGGGAAAGGUUAGACAGAUUAUAUCCAUUGUUUUUGUUUUAUUUAUUGAAAGUUUUCCCCUACACUUUAAUCCCCUCUUCUCUUUCCGCUUCCCUCUUUUCGGCUGGGUGUUCAUGGAUAAUGACGGCAAAGUAGAGCCCAAGGAUUCGUGCCCACUUAUGUCCUGUUUUAAGGACAUGUUCAAAAGUUCCAAGUAGUUAUCUAUUUCUUGUAAAAUACUAGGCUGUUAAAAGAAUAAACUUUCAAUUCUGCAUCUGUAUUAUAAUAUAUGAAAAUGAUCUGCUGGAGUCAUACUUUUUUAUUGCAGUAUGGAAAAAAAUAAAACAGUCGGAUGUGUGGGCUGUUCA